AUGGACAGCGAUUUGGACGCUGCUGGCCUGCAAGGGCAAGCCUCCAACAUUGACCAUGCCCAUGUCGAAACAGCUCAACACCGCGACCAGGACGCCCAGCAUCUGCACCACCGACUCCCUGAGCUGCAGACUCACCACCACCAGGAUCUCCUCUCCUUCAACUAUCUCGCCGCCCAGCAGAAUUCCCGGACCGCUCUGGUCCACGAGCAUCAGACUGCUGGCUCAGACGAUCAACAUGCCGUCUUCUCACCCGUAAACCCCGAUGACUUCUACAACACCUACCGAGUCCACCACCACGACAACAGCCACUUCCACCCCGACGGCUUCGCCAUGGCUUCGGCCUCGAUUCGCUCGCCGCCGGUGCAUCCCAAUGGCGAUGGCGGAUCACAGAACCAUGCCGCCCCCGCUGCUCCGGCUCUCACCAUUCCAAGACCCAGCAACCUUCGAUCCGUCUCGAAUCCAGUCGACAGCAAGGGCGGGCCCCGGAUGCCCUCUGGCAAACCAAGCGUCAAGGACCUGAAGAAGCGAUUUGAUCAGCAAAAUGGCGGCAGCACCUCCAUUCCGCGUGCACCACGCCCGACCGUAGUCCCGUCUCGUGUCAAGCGGCAGCAACCAUCCUCGCCCUCGUACUCGGCCGUUCGAAGCGGAAUUGCCUCGGAGGCUUCUGCGAAUCCAAAGCCUUCUGCGACCUCUCCACAUACCCAAAGACCGAAAUUCAUGGCCGAGGAUCAGGUGUCGAAUAACUCACAGUCGUUUGCGAGCCGCCUAGCCAAGCCCCGGAGCGCUACUAGCGGAAACCCAAAAUCGUCGCCCUCCAUGACGCAUCCGUCAACCAACACCACCUCACCACAACAGUCCCUGUCACCGACCUCGUCAAAUACAAUCCACUCGCAGGGUCUACUCUUCGGCGAGAUCUUGCCGGAGCAGUACGACACCUCAGCACUGGGUUUUGGUAUCGAGAGCCUACGGCAACCUGAAGCAACAGAGUCCCGCACCAAUGGCCAAUGGACACAUCAGCGAAGCCUCUCUGACCCCGACGUCGACCUACCGUCCCCAGGCAGUUGGCCCAACGCUGCUGGAAAUACAGAGACGAAGCCUCCGCCUGUGCCGGCUCCUACCACCAGGUCCUCACGAUCCCAUAGCGAUGCAUCAAGUCGCAAACCCCCUCCCCAACGCAUAGCCCGCAAACCAGCGACGCGAAAACCAAACUCCCCCGACCCAAGGCUACCACCCUCAUCAUCCAAAUUGCCUCGGUCAGUACGGAAGAUUAAUGGCCCUGACGACUCAUCCAGCCCCUCGUCGACUCGCUCCAGCUCGCCGAUAACCCUCAAGCGCCAACCAGGAGACGGUAGGACAUCAAGAGCCACUACUCCUACCACUCGUGCCAAAACCCCAACAUCCAGGGCUAGAACUCCUAUACAAUCCGGCACUAGACUUCAAACAUCUUCAACCGGGCUUCCUACACCCAACAGCAACGGCCGGCUUCAGGCAUAUGCCAUACCUCAACCAAAGCUCUCGCCGCCCUUGAGAAGUUCUCGGCCCCGCCAACCGGUGUCCGUCGCAACAACAGCCAGCUCCCGAUUAAAAUCUGUCGAAAAGCAGAGGUCUGUUAGUGCGUCUGUAGCACUGAUGCAUUCGAAGCCUAUAGAUCCUUCGGCGAGACGGCGCAAGAUCUCGGUUGGGCCCAUCGAUUUUGAGCAGCGCCGUGAACAUAUCCGACUCGCAUACAGCAAGUCUCUAAAGGAAAGCCAGGCCCUGGAAGCGCGGCAGCGAGCAGCGGAGAAGCGACGAAAGGAAAUGGAAGAGGCCGCAAAGGCCAAAGCCGCUGCCGAGGCCGCCACAAAAGCAUCCAUGGUUCCCGAUACGCACGAGUCGCUAGGGAAGAAGACACUAGAGACUAUAGAACAACUCAAGGGAGACACUGUCCACACCAUCGUUGAAGAGCCCCAUACACCGGAGGAGACGACUCCCAUCGAGGCCAGAGAAGAUAUUCUCAACGAAACGCCAGUACCACCAAGACUAGUCAGUACGACGGCCGACGAUAAACUUGCUUCGACCGUAUCUAUCGUCAAAGUCCCUGACUCGCCGACAUUGGGAGUUCCGGGUAGCUUUCCCGAAGUUGCCCCCCCUCUCCAGACGACGGAGCACUUGCGGUCGACCGCUUCGCCGGUGUCUGAUACCACGGAAUUCGACACAGAGCCUCAACCCAACCUUGCGGAGACGCCAGCGACACCUCCCAAGGCCCCGGCUGCAGUGGUUAAAUUGCCAAGCCCCCAGCAUCCUGCGUCGCGCCAACGAGCGGAGUACCAAUACCCGUUCGAGGAUGAGCCAGAAUCACCAGAACAGCCCGCUUCUGUCAAGCUUGCACCAGAGGAGCCAUCCAAGUCUCGUAGCAUCGAGACGGUCAGACCUCGCCUGCGACAGAUCAUUCCAGGCGCAUUUGGGGACGAUGACGAUGCCGGCGAGGAGAUGAUCCCCCAAUCAGAGACAGACGAGCCUGAAGCCGCUGUCGUAGUCUCACCGCCUGACAGCGCUAUCGACCAUGAUCACCCAUUAGACGAGCAACCUCCAACCGUACCCUUCCCCAGGUUAGACAUGAUGGAUGAAUCAGAUUGUCACACUGAAUAUGACGAGGAUAUCCCUGAAUCAAAUAGAUCGACUCUGAUUCAUGACCACGAAGAUAUUGGGACAGACGCCUGCACUGAGAGCACGGAUGAUAUUGGGAGAGCAGAAGACUGCCAGUCCGAAUCUCGCUUUGGCGACCAUCUUUCAUCUCGCAGGGCUUCUUCGUGCGCAUCUUCCGAUCCUGGGGCAGGUGAUGAUCUUGAUUACCUAACCUUCAAAAACCAACUCCCUGAAAACCAGCCCAAUAGCCUGCUGGUCCCGCCGACGAAUUCAAAAAGAAUCAGCCAGCACUCGGCCUGGACCGAUCUCACUAUUGACACAUCUGCUCACUCUGAUCUGGAAAAAUCCCCGGAUUUGCUGCAGGACGAUGAUGACAACGAGCCGCAGUCCGCAUUCGGCCAUGUGACCAUAUUUGGAUCCUCAGUGAUAUCACGAGAAACAGAGUUGCAGUCAAAAGAGGCAUAUGAUGAACAAGCGAGCGCACGGCCCUCCUGCAGCAGCUCAAGGGGUUCGUCGGCAUUUUUGGACUACCGGUCACCAGAGACUGAUACCGGUGAUGGUUUCGCAAUUUCCUAUCUGUCAACCGACCAGGUAGCGAGUUCACCUUACAUACCUUUACUAGGCCAUGAGCCGCCCCCCGUUCCACCAUCCGCUUCUGGCUCGGCGAUGGAUUCCAGAAGAGCUUCGAGCGCAUUCUAUGAUCAAUCACAGCGUGGAAGCACGCUGAUAUCCUCCAGCCGUGAGAGCGGCGACUUCGCCUCCCAGAUGGAGACUCCUCAAACUGCUGAUACCAACUCCAUUGCCACCUCGGACCAGUACUUCGGGCCCUCGCCCAACGGGGAUGCUGGCGUGAAUCCAGAUGUUACAGAAGGGGAGGAGCUCACUGACAAAGACCGGCGCCGUUUGGUCCAGCGUCGCAAUGUCAUCAAAGAGCUUCUAGACACGGAGGCUGUCUUUGUCAGAGAUAUGAAUAUUGUAGAAGAAAUCUACAAAGGCACCGCAGAAGCUUGUCCCAAGUUGGACAACAAGACUGUCAAGCAGAUAUUUAGGAACACGGAUGAGAUCAUCACGUUCCACACAUUGUUUCUUGGCCAGAUCAAGGAGGCGGUUUCCAGUGUCUACGUGCCGAAAACAGGUCGCAAAGUGCCUAAAGAAGAUCGUUCUGUCGAGCCCCCUCCUUCGAGCAAAACAGUCAGCGAUGCGAAAGACCGCGAGGUAUUGCUCGGGCCCGUGUUCCACCAGAAUAUGGAGCAGUUACAGGCAGUGCACGAAGGUUUCCUACGAAGCAGUGACCUGGCGGCAAAGAGACUAAUACAGAUCCAGCAGGAUCCAACAGUCAAGGUUUGGUUGAAUGAGUGUAAUGAAGUGGCCAAAGACCUCACUGCCGCGUGGGACCUGGAUUCACUCCUGAUCAAACCGAUGCAACGUAUCACCAAAUAUCCGAAUCUCAUCAUCACUCUUUUACAACAUACGCCCCAAGAUCACCCAGAUCGAGAAUAUCUUACAUCAGCCAAAGACACUUUAGAGACAGCUAUCAUUGAGAUUAAUAAGACCAAGAAGAACUUUGAGCUCGUUGGCCAGAUCGUGGGCAACAGGAAGCGAAAAGAAUCCGACGUGAAAUUAGGCAUUGCCCGAGCUUUCGGCAAGAGAGUGGAUAAGCUACAACCAACAGGAAAUCGACCUCCAGAGGACCCUGACUACGCCAAGAUGAGUGAGAAGUUUGGCGAUGACUUUCUCAGACUGCAGGUGGUACUCCGUGAUGUUGAAUUUUACACCCGGCAAGUGGCCACCUAUGUGCGAGAAUUCCUCAACUACCUAUCCUCGGUCGAGCUUGUGAUGAGGCUGCAAUCGGGCAAUUAUCCUGAAAUCGAGAGCAAAUGGGUCCAGUUCAAUAUUUCCAUCCGGGACCUAGAAAAGGUUGCCCUUGACGAUCAUUUGACCCAAGUUCGAAAGCACGUCAUUGAGCCUUUCGAGCAGGUAAUCAAGGCAUACGGCAACCCGUCACUGGCGAUGAAGAAGCGGCAAAAGCGAAGACUCGACUUUGAGCGCAUGGAACAGCUGAAGCGCGGAGGCAAGACAGGUGACGCGAAGCUUUUGGAGCUUGUCGAGCAAUAUGAGGCUCUCAACGACACUCUCAAGAAAGAACUGCCAAAGCUUUCUACGCUUACUGAGAAGGUUGGCAACAUCUGUCUCAGCAACUUUGUCCGGAUCCAGGCGAAGUGGUACGGGAUCUGGAAGGAGAAGAUGAAGAAGGUCUUGGUCGACUGCCCAGACAAGCCUGAUCUCGAAGAAGUCGUUGCUUCGUUUCAGAGAGACUUCCCUUAUGUGCAGGAACAGCUCGCGAGCAUCGGCAUUCUCCAACCAAUACCAAAGGGUCGCCCGUCCCAGUCGACAGCAGCAAGCAGCGAUGAUGUUCUUGUAUCCAAAAUCCGUUCGCCGCGACCUUCUGAUGUCGAUACGGGUCGGGGCCGGCAGCUAUCGCUAAACGGCGAAUCAAUACCCUCUCUGCCCACUCCAGACUUUGUCAAGCGGAACAGCGAGUCUCUAUCCAAUUCACCCACAACCGGAAACAAGCCUUUGCCUGCCAGCCCCCAUCAAUACUACUACAGAGACUACUACGCAGGGGCGGGGCAGUCCAGCAGUUCUACUUCGGCAGUCACAACGGACAUGACGAACAGCUCAAGGUCCGUCACUGGAACGGCACCCACGUCAACUCGACCUAGCACCGGGCGGAGUUUUGAUUCCGGCCCCGUCCCGAGGCAGAGCACGGAGUCGGCGUCCCUCCAUCGUCGUGACUCAAAUACUACAUAUGGCUCCAGCCAAGUGCCUCAGGACAAGAGAUUCUCGGGAUUGUUCCACUCGGCUCUGCCGCUACCGGACGGCCCAGAAGAUAGAGAUCGGUCUUCCCGCGCAUCAUCUCGGGAGAGAGUUCCGACACAUGAUGGCUACAACGUUCUCUGGCUUGCGGCAUCGCUCUUCGAGUUCAACAUUGCCACCACCAAACACGAGGCCGGCUAUCCAUACCUCGUAUAUCAGGCUGGUGAGAUCUUUGACGUGAUAGCCGAAAAGGGCGAGCUAUGGCUUGCCAAAAACCAAGACGACCCAGGCGAGCAGGUUGGCUGGAUCUGGUCCAAGCACUUUGCGAAGCUUGCAGAUUCAUAA
Molecule: messenger RNA, 5787 nt
Organism: Clonostachys solani
Lineage: Eukaryota; Fungi; Ascomycota; Sordariomycetes; Hypocreales; Bionectriaceae
Source: the annotation of a GenBank genome assembly